Molecule: messenger RNA, 1273 nt
Organism: Paramuricea clavata
Lineage: Eukaryota; Metazoa; Cnidaria; Anthozoa; Malacalcyonacea; Plexauridae
Source: the annotation of a GenBank genome assembly
AUGGAUAAUGACCCAUCAGAAGCGGGUAAAGCAACGCGAAGAGCAAUAGAAAAAAUCGAUGCUGAAUUUCACAAGAUUCUGGCUAGAUCGCCUGGCCAGAAUCCGAUUGAAAAUGUCUUUCACUUUGUAAAGAAAACUUGUCUCGAGAAUGAAGGAAUUGCUAAUAAUAUAACAUCAGAAACGUUCCAAGACUUUUCAGCGCGGGUUUUAAAAUCCUUGGAACAUCUGUCAACUGGUUUAAUUGAUCGUACUAUUUCAAGCCUGUCAAGUGGAGUAGAUGCUGUUCUUAAAGCAAGAGGAAAUCGCAUAAAAUACUAGGAUUUCUAUCUUUUACUGUUAUAUAUAGUAUUCCACGCAAGUUCUUAUGUAUUAUCGUAGCUAUAGUAUACCACCCCCCUGGAGCUGAUGAUUAUUCUAUGAAAGACCAUUUAUUCCAGUCAUUAAAAAGGCAGAGUCAAAAUUUCUAAACUGCGCACUUAUUGUUGCAGGUGACUUUAAUCGUCUUAAUGUUAACAGAAUCAAACAUCAUUUUCAACUGAAACAGAUAGUUCAGACUCCUACCCGCAGAAAUGCGAUUCUCGACAUCAUCUUAACUAAUCUGCACGAGUAUUAUGAAAAACCUCUAAUAAAGCCCCCUUUUGGACUAUCCGACCACAAUACUAUCAUUUCAUCUCCAAAGGAAAGAGCUAAAGAUCUAAUCUCUAAUGGCACCACCUUUAAGCGUAAUAUUAAUCCAAGUUCCAAACGAGCCCUUGGAAGAUAUCUAAACUCGAUUGAUUGGCCUCAAAUUAUUCCAUCUACUAAUGAUUGUGAUCAGUUAUCGAACAUGUUUCAAAACAUAGUCCUUACUGGGGUUAAUAUAUUAAUGCCGAUGACACAAUCAAAGAAAUGUCCUGUCGAUGCCCCCUGGAUAACGAACCAUUUCAAAUCGCUGAUCAUUGAAAGGCAGAAAGCUUUUUCUACCUAUGGCCCUAACUCGAGCAGUUUUAAAUCUCUUCGAAACCAAGUAAAUCGAGAAAGGAAAAUCUGUAAAUCAAACUAUUAUAAACUCCGUGUACAUCAAAUGAAACAAACAGACUCCAAGGAAUGGUGGAAAGAAGUAAAGCGUUUAAGUGGAAUGGCAUCUACUAGAUCUAGUGAUAUUAGAAAUAUAAUAGAUAUUGAAAACCUCGAACAACUAUCUGAGCAAGAAUUAGCUAACAAGAUCAAUGAAGUUUUCUUGGAUCCCUUAUCUGUAUAUAAACUGCCCAGCCCCUUCUUCCUUUCGAGCUAG